Molecule: messenger RNA, 19470 nt
Organism: Helicoverpa zea (corn earworm)
Lineage: Eukaryota; Metazoa; Arthropoda; Insecta; Lepidoptera; Noctuidae
Product: mucin-17-like
Cellular component (GO): extracellular region
Molecular function (GO): chitin binding
Source: RefSeq, a predicted model, not a curated record
GUAUUAAUUGAUAUCAGAUGUAUAUAUGAUUAGCAAACGAGUAUACAUACCAUAAGAAAUAAUGUACGUGAAAAAAUAUAAAUAAUAUUAGUGAAAACAAGUGAUUUUUGAGGACUAAUUCAGUUUAGGAAGCGAUAUGUACAAAGCUAUCAUAUUCCUGACAUUGAUAGCAGCGUCAUCAGCCCAGUACCUGCCAAAUGGCUGUCCUUCGAACUUCCACAUACAUCUCCUGCUGCCUCACGAGACGGACUGUUCGAAGUACUACAGUUGCAGCAAUGGAAACAAAAUAGAGAUGACCUGCGGGCCGGGCACGUGGUUUGAUGCUAAUACACAAGUGUGCAACUGGCCAUUCGCAGUACAAUGUUCAACGCCAUCAACAACAACUACAACAGCGUCAUCAACAACAUCAACAACACCGCCAUCAACAACAACAACAACAGAAGCAACAACAGAGUUCUUACCGAACGGCUGUCCGGCUAACUUUGGCAUUCAUCAUUUGUUACCACAUGAAACUGAUUGUUCUAAAUAUUAUAGCUGUAGUAAUGGAGUUAAGAUUGAAAUGCCUUGUGGGCCUGGGACGCUGUUUGACUUUGCGUCACAGACAUGCGACUGGCCACACGCAGUAACCUGUUACCCAGGCGCUACAACAUCAGCCCCAACAACAACAUCAACAACAACAACAACAACAACAGCUCCGUCAACAACACCGCCAUCAACAGAGUUCUUACCUAACGGUUGUCCAGCAGACUUUAGCGUACAUCUCUUACUGCCUCAUGAGACAAAUUGUGCUAAGUUCUAUAGCUGCAGCAGUGGAAGGAAGGUCCUUAUGUCGUGUCCACCUGGGACACUCUUUGAUUUUAAAGGACAGGGUUGCGACUUACCAUUCUUGGUUGAAUGCGAACCGGGAGCCACUACGGGAGCACCUUCGACAACAACUGAAUCGGUAACAACAACAACUAGUACUCAAGCCCCUACUACAACAACGACUGACGCGCCAACAACAACUACGACUCAAGUGCCAUCAACGACAACACAAGCGCCAUCAACGACUACACAAGCGCCAACAACGACUGAAGCGCCAACAACAACUAGUGAAAUUCCAACAACAACAACUACUACUACUCAGGCCCCAAUUACAACUACUGCAGAGCCAACAACGACUACAGAAGCUUCAACAACCACACAAGCGCCGACAACAACAACAACUGAAUUGCCAACAACUACUCAGGCGCCAUCAACAAGUACCCAAGCGCCAACAACAACAUCUAGCACUCAGGUGCCAACAACUACUGAACCGCCAACCACGACUGAGGUUCCAACUACAACAACAUCUACAACAAUAACUCAAGCCCCAACAACAACAACGGAAUCCCCAACAACAACAACGACUGAACUUCCAUCAACAACAACAUCUGAAGCGCCAACAACAACAGAUUCCCCAGCGCCAACAACAACACAAGCGCCAACAACAACAGAAUCCCCAACAACAACAACAAUAUCCCCAAUAACAACAUCAACAACAGUUCCAACUACAACAACAGAGCCUGAUCUGCUACCCAACGGUUGUCCGUCAGAUUUUAGCAUACAUCAUUUAUUGCCACAUGAGUCUGACUGCGCUAAGUACUAUUCUUGUGUUAAUGGGAACAAAGUUGAGCAGGAUUGUGCUCCCGGCACCUGGUUUGAUUUUAAUUUGCAGCACUGCAGCUGGCCGUUCAUGGUGGAUUGUACGACAUCCACUACUGCAGCACCGUCAACAACAGCGGCAACAACAACAACUCCUACUGAGGUACCAACAACAACUGAGGAGGUUACAAUAACACAAGUACCGAGUACAACAACACAAGUUCCCAUUACAACAACGACACAAGAGCCUGUAACAACUACAGAGGUACCAACAACAACUGAGGAGGUUACAACAACACAACUACCAAGUACAACAACACAAGUUCCUAUUACAACAACGACACAAGAGCCUGUAACAACUACUGAGGUACCAACAACAACUGAGGAGGUUACAACAACACAACUACCAAGUACAACAACACAAGUUCCUAUUACAACAACGACACAAGAGCCUGUAACAACUACUGAGGUACCAACAACAACUGAGGAGGUUACAACAACACAAGUACCGAGUACAACAACACAAGUUCCUAUUACAACAACGACACAAGAGCCUGUAACAACUACUGAGGUACCAACAACAACUGAGGAGGUUACAACAACACAAGUACCGAGUACAACAACACAAGCUCCCAUCACAACAACGACACAAGAACCUGUACCAACAACAACUGAAGAGGUUACAACAACACAAGUACCAAGUACAACAACACAAGCUCCCAUCACAACAACAGAAGGAUCUACAAACACAACCACUGAAGUUCCUAUUACAUCAACAACAACACAGGUACCAAUUACAACUGCAGUACCAACAACAUAUGAGCCAACAACUGAAUGGGAACAGACAACAACUGAUGUUCCUUCUUCAACAACCACAGAUCUCCCAACAACUCAGACACAGUCGCCUAUUACAACUACAGAAAUUCCUACGACAACAACACAGGUUCCAACAACUUACGAGCCAACAACAGAAUGGGAUCAAACAACCACUGAUGUUCCUAUUUCAACAACAACCACACAAGCACCUAUUACUACAACUGCAGUACCAACAACAUAUGAGCCAACAACAGAACAAAGUACAAGUGUUCCUUCUUCAACAACACAGGAACCCAGUACAACAACAGAAUGGGAACAAAGUACUACUGAAGUACCUAACAUAUCAACAACAGUACAGGUACCUACAACAACGACACAGGUACCUAGUACCACAACAACAGAUGUUCCAUCAACAACAACAUCUUGGGACACUACCAUUGAUGACUCAACUUCAACUGAUGGACCUACAACUAUUGUGAUACCUACUACAUCAACACAGGUACCUAUAACAACAACUGUUGAGCCAACAACUGAAUGGGAUUCGACAACAACAGAUAUACCUGUAUCCACAACAACAGUUACUGAAGAGGUGUCUACAACAACACAGGGUUCAAUAACAAAUGUGCCCACAACAACACAAGGUCCGAUUACAUCAACACAAGCUCCAACAACAUCUGAGGUACCAACAACAGUAACUGAAGAGGUAUCUACAACAACACAGGGUUCAACAACAAAUGUGCCAACAACAACGCAAGGUCCGAUUACAUCAGUACCUACUACUUAUGAACCUUCUACUUAUGAACCAACAACAACAGAGGGUCUCUCAACAACGCAAGGUCCAAUCACAACAACAGUUCCUACAACUUUUGAGCCCACAACCGAUUGGGUUCCAACAACAACUACGUUUACAACUCAAGGUCCAAUCACAACAACUGAGGUACCUACAACAACAGAUGUUCCUUCUUCAACAACAGUUCAAGUACCAACAACUUCAUUUGAACCUACAACCAUUGAUGAUUUAACUUCAACUGAUGGACCAACAACUGUUGUGAUACCUACUACAUCAACACAAGGUCCUAUUUCAACAACAACUCAAGAACCCAGUACUGUAACAGUACCUGAGUCAACAACAGAAUGGUUACCAACAACAACAACAUCGGAUGUGCCUUCUGUAACAACAGAGGUACCUAGUACAUUUGAGCCAACAACAGAGUGGGUUUCAACCACAAAUGUUCCUUCAACAACAACUUACUUGCCAACAACACAUAUUCCUACUACUACUGAGGGAUCAACUGAAACUGAUAUACCAACAACAGUAUGGCCAUCUACUUCAGAGGUGCCAACAACUUACAUACCAACAACACAGUCUUCUACAACGACACAAGGUCCAACAGAGACUGAUGUGCCAACAACAGCAUGGCCAUCUACUUCAGACGUGCCAACAACAACUUAUAUACCAACAACACAGUCUUCCACAACAACAGAGGGUUCAACUGAAACUGAUGUACCAACAACAACUUAUGUACCAACAACUCAGGAACCCACAGAGACUGAUGUGCCAACAACAUCUUGGCCAUCUACUUCAGAGGUUCCCUCAACAACAUAUGUGCCAACAACACAGGGAUCAACUGAAACUGAUGCACCAACAACAGCAUGGCCGUCUACUUCAGAGGUGCCAACAACAACAAAUGUACCAACAACACAGUCUUCCACAACUACACAGGGAUCAACUGAAACUGAUGCACCAACAACAGCAUGGCCGUCUACUUCAGAGGUUCCCUCGACAACAUAUGUACCAACAACACAGUCUUCUACAACAACUCAGGGUUCGACAGAGACUGAUGUGCCAACAACAGCAUGGCCAUCUACUUCAGAUGUGCCAACAACAACAUGGCCAUCUACUUCAGACGUGCCAACAACAACGUAUAGACCAACAACACAGUCUUCUUCAACAACCCAGGGAUCAACUGAAACUGAUGUGCCAACGUCUUGGCCAUCUACUUCAGAAGUACCAACAACAACACAGGGACCUACCGUCACUGACGUUCCAACAUCAACAACAAAUGUACCUUCAACAUUUGAGCCAACAACGGAAUGGGUACCUACUACUUCAGAUAUUCCUUUGUCAACAACUUCUGAGGUACCAACAACAGUUACUGAAGAGGUACCCACCACUUAUGAGCCAACAACGAUCGUUGUACCUACUACUACAACAACACAGGGUCCUAUUACAACAACACAGUUACCUAUAACAACAACUAAUGAACCUUCUACUACUGAAGAAUCUACUUCAACACAUGAUCCAACAACGAUUGUUGUUCCUACAUCAACAACACAAACUGCAAUACCUACUAAUGAACCUUCGACAACUUGGCAACCUACUACUACAGAUGAAUCUCCAACAACUGAAAACGAUGUGCCAACAACAACAUACAUACCAACAACACAGUCUUCUACAACAACGCAGGGAUCUACUGAAACUGAUGUGCCAACAACAGCAUGGCCAUCUACUUCAGAUGUGCCAACAACACAGUCUUCUACAACAACGCAGGGAUCAACUGAAGCUGAUCUGCCAACAACAGCAUGGCCGUCUACUUCAGAUGUGCCAACAACAACAUACAUACCAACAACACAGUCAUCUACAACAACCCAGGGAUCAACUGAAACUAAUGCACCAACAACAGUAUGGCCAUCUACUACAGAGGUGCCAACAACAACAUAUGUACCAACAACACAAGGAUCAACUGAGACUGAUGUACCAACAACAACAUAUAUACCAACAACACAGUCUUCCACAACAACUCAGGCUUCGACAGAGACUGAUGUACCAACAACAGCAUGGCCAUCUACUUCAGAUGUGCCAACAACAACAUAUAUUCCAACGACACAGUCCUCUCCAACACCUGACGGAUCAACUGAAACUGAUGUGCCAACAACAACAUAUAUACCAACAACACAGUCAUCUACAACACCACAAGGAUCAACUGAAACUGAUGUCCCAACAACAGCAUGGCCAUCUACUUCAGACGUGCCAACAACACAAGGUUCUACAGAGACUGAUGUACCAACAACACAGUCUUCUACAACAACGCAGGGAUCAACUGAAACUGAUGUCCCAACAACAGCAUGGCCACCUUCAACAACGAAUGUACCUACAACUUACGACCCCACUACUAUAAUUAUUCCUUCUACUACCACUGAAGAUCCAAUCACAAGUACUCAGGUACCUUCUACCUACGAGCCAACAACAGAAUGGGAAUCUACAACAACAGACGUUCCCAGCUCAACAACGAAUGAACCUAUCACAUCAACUAGUACUACAGAUGUGCCUUCUUCAACAACAGUUGAGCCUAUAACAACAGAGAUCCCAACAACUUGGGAAACUCCUAUCAUACCUAGUUCAACAUCCACAUAUGAACCUACGACUAUUGUUGUACCUACAACAGUAACUACUAAUGUACCUACAACAGGUAUAACAGAAGAAUCAACACAAACUACAUCUGAAUUACCAACUACUGUUGAACCUUCAACAACACAGGGUCCCACUUCAAUAGUGACUACAGAAUCACCUACAACAACAGAUAUACCUACUGUGCCAUCAACAACAUCGGUACCUACAACUUACGAGCCUACAACUUCUGAUACUACAGCUUGGCCAACAACAACAUACAUCCCAACAACAGAAGGUCCUACUGUAACUGAUAUUCCAACAACUAAUUGGCCUUCUACUUCUGACGUACCAACAACAACUUAUGUUCCAACGACACAGGUGCCAAUAUCUACCCAGGGACCAACUGAAACUGAUGUCCCAACAACAGCUUGGCCAUCAACUUCAGAAGUGCCAACAACAACUUAUAUUCCAUCAACACAGUCUCCCACAACAACAGAAGGAUCUUCAACAACACAAGGACCCACUGUUACUGACAUUCCAACAACAGUAUGGCCAUCUACUUCUGACGUACCAACAACAACAUCUCAGGAUACAACAUACAUACCGACAACAACAGAUGAACCCACAGUCACUGAUGGUCCAACGACAAUAAGGCCUAGUACAACUGAUGUGCCUACAACAACGCCACAAGGUACUACAUAUGUACCAACAACACAGGCUCCUAGCAGUACUGAUGUUCCAACAACGACAUACAUCCCAACAACAAAGGUUCCUACAACAACGGAGGGACCUACUGUAACUGAUGCCCCCACAACAACCGAGGGAUCGUCAACAACACAAGGACCUAGUGUUACUGAUAUUCCAACAACUAAUUGGCCUUCUACUUCAGAUGUGUCAACAACAACUUACAUUCCAACAACACAGGUUCCCACAACAACCCAGGGACCAACUGAAACUGAUAUACCAACAACAGCUUGGCCAUCUACAUCAGAUGUGCCAACAACAACUAAUAUUCCAACAACACAGGCUCCUACAUCUACCCAAGGACCAACUGAAACUGAUGCUCCAACAACAGCUUGGCCUACUACUUCUGACGUACCAACAACAACAUUCUUCCCAACUACACAGGUUCCCACAACAACCGAGGGAUCAACUGAAACUGAUUUACCAACAACAAAUUGGCCAUCCACUUCAGAUGUGCCAACAACAACUUAUAUUCCAACAACACAGGCGCCCACAACAACAGAAGGAUCUUCAACAACACAGGGACCAACUGAAACUGAUGUACCAACAACGAAUUGGCCUUCUACUUCAGAUGUGCCAACAACAACGUCUCAGGAUACAACAUACAAUCCAACAACAACAGAUGUACCCACAGUCACUGAUGGUCCAACAACAAUAUGGCCUAGUACAACUGACGUGCCAUCAACAACAUCACAAGAUACUACAUAUAUACCAACUACAUCUGAAAUACCAACAACAUCUCAGGAUACAACAUACAUCCCAACAACUUCGGGACCUACAGUUACUGAUGAUCCUUCGACUGUAGAGCCUAUAACGACUGACGGACCAACAACAACUUAUGUUCCCAGUCCAACAACACAGGCUCCUUCAACAACGGAUAGACCCACUGUCACUGAUGGACCAACAACAUCUGAAGGACCGACUGAAACUGAUGUGCCAACAACGGUAUGGCCAUCUACUUCGGACUUGCCAACCACAACUUACAUUCCAUCAACACAGGCUCCCACUAGCACCCAGGGACCUACUGAAACUGACAUACCAACAACAAAUUGGCCUACUACUUCAGAUGUACCAACAUCUCAAGAAACUACUUACAGCCCAACAACUCAGGAACCUACAGUUACUGACGGACCUUCAACUAUAGGGCCCAUAACUACAGACUUGCCAACAACUACGCCAGAUGAUACUACAGACUUCCCAACAACAACACAGGGGCCAACUGAAACUGAUGUGCCUACAACAGCAUGGCCAUCUACUUCAGAUGUACCAACAACAACUUACAUUCCAACAACACAGGGACCUUCUACCACAGGGCCAACUACGUCUGAAAUACCAACAACAUCACAAGAUACUACAUAUGUUCCAACAACACAGCCACCGUCGUCAACUCAGGGACCCACAGAGACUGAUGUACCAACAACAACAUCUCAAGAUACAACAUACUUACCAACAACAUCGGGACCUACAGUUACUGAUGAUCCUUCGACUGUGGAGCCUAUAACGACUGACGGGCCAACAACAACUUACAUUCCAACGACACAAGCGCCUACAACAACGCAAGGACCCACAGUCACUGAUGGGCCAACAACAAAUUGGCCUACUACUUCAGAUGUUCCAACAACAGUAUGGCCAUCUACUUCUGAUAUACCAACAACAAUACCUCAAGAUACUACAUAUGUCCCAACAACACAAGUUCCCACAAGCACCGAGGAACCAACUGAAACUGAUGUGCCAACAACAAUAUGGCCGUCUACUCCAGAUGUGCCAACAACAACUUACAUUCCAACAACAUCAGGACCAACAGAAACUGAUGUGCCAACAACAAAUUGGCCGUCUACUUCUGAGGUCCCAACAACAACUUAUAUUCCAACAACAGAGAGUCCCACAAUAACACCGGGACCCACAGUCCCCGAUGAUCCUUCGACUGAAGGGCCUGUAACGACUGAUUUACCAACAACAACAUCACAAGAUACAACAUAUGUACCAACAACUCAGACUCCUACAACAACUCAGGGACCAACUGCUACUGAUGGGCCAACAACAUCUGAAAUACCAACAACAUUCUUCCCAACAACACAGGUACCGUCAUCAACUGAAACUGAUGUACCAACAACAAAUUGGCCAUCUACUUCUGAGGACCCAACAACAACUUAUAUUCCAACAACACAGGCUCCCAUAACAACACAAGGACCCAUAGUCACUGAUGGGCCAACAACAAAUUGGCCGUCUACUUCUGAUAUACCAACAACAACACCUCAAGAUACUACAUAUAUACCAACUACUCAGGUACCGUCAUCAACACAGGGACCAACAGAGACUGAUAUCCCAACAACAAUUUGGCCUACUACUUCAGAUGCUCCAACAUCUCAGGAAACUACUUACAGCCCAACAACUCAGGCUCCUACAUCAACACAGGGACCAACUGAAACUGAUGUGCCGACAACAGCUUGGCCAUCAACUUCAGAUGUGCCAACAACACAGGCUCCCAUAUCUACCCAGGGGCCAACAGAAACUGAUGGUCCAACGACAAUAUGGCCUAGUACAACUGACGUGCCAAUAACAACGCCACAAGAUACUACAUAUGUGCCAACAACACAGGCUCCUAGCAGUACUGAUGUUCCAACAACUACUUACAUUCCAACAACACAGGGACCAACUGAAACUGAUGGACCAACAACAAAUGUUCCAACAACGCAGGGUCCUAUUACCACUGACGAGCCAACAACGACGUAUGUACCAACAACACAGGGACCUACAGAGACUGAUGCACCAACAACGGUACGGCCAUCUACUUCAGACGUACCAACAACAACAUAUGUACCCACAGUUACUGAUGGUCCAACGACAAUAUGGCCUAGUACAACUGACGUGCCAACAACAACGCCACAAGAUACUACGUAUGUACCAACAACACAAGCUCCCACAACUACCCAGGGACCAACUGAAACUGACGUGCCAACAACAAAUUGGCCUACUUCCUCAGAUGCUCCAACAUCUCAGGAAACUACUUACAUCCCAACAACUCAGGGACCGACAGUCACUGAUGUUCCGACUACAGUAUGGCCAUCGACUUCUGAUGUACCAACAACUACAUCUCAGGAUACAACAUAUAUACCAACAACACAGGGACCCACAGUCACUGAUGAUCCUUCCACUGAAGAGCCUGUAUCAACUAACACACCAACAACACAACCUCCCUCAACAACUCGGGGACCAACAGAAACUGAUGCACCAACAACACAACCUCCCUCAACAACUCAGGGACCAACUGAAACUGAUGUGCCAACAACACAACCUCCCUCAACAACUCAGGGACCAUCUGAAACUGAUGUGCCAACAACACAGGGACCCACAGUCACAGAUGGCCCAACAACGACAUACGUACCAUCAACACAGGGACCUACAGAGACUGAAGUGCCUACAACAACAUCACAAGAUACAACACAGGGACCGUCAUCAACUCAGGGAUCAACUGAAACUAAUGUGCCAACAACGAAUUGGCCAUCUACUUCUGAUAUACCAACAACUACAUCUCAGGAUACAACAUAUAUACCAACAACACAGGGGCCCACAGUCACUGAUGAUCCUUCCACUGAAGGACCUGUAACAACUGACACACCAACAACACAAGCUCCCUCAACAACUCAGGGACCAACAGAAACUGAUGCACCAACAACAUAUAUACCGACAACACAGCCUCCCACUAGUACCCAGGGACCAACUGAAAUUGACGUACCAACAACAUAUGUCCCAACAACACAGGGACCUACAGAAACUGAUGGACCAACAACACAGGGACCUACAGUCACAGAUGGCCCAACAACGACAUAUAUACCAACAACGACAUAUAUACCAACAACGCAGGGACCUACAGAGACUGAUGCACCAACAACAACAUCACAAGAUACUACAUAUGUACCAACAACACAGGCGCCGUCAUCAACUCAGGGAUCAACUGAAACUGAUGUGCCUACAACACAGGGUUCCACUGUCACUGAUGAUCCUUCCACAGAAGAACCAGUAACAACUGACGCACCAACAACACAAGCUCCCACAACAACCCAAGGACCAACUGAAACUGAUGCACCAACAACACAGGGACCUACAGAGACUGACGCACCAACAACACAGGGACCUACAGAGUCUGACGCACCAACAACACAAGGUCCUACAGAGACUGAUGUACCAACAACAAAUUGGCCAUCUAGUACAGACGUACCAACAUCAACUUCUCAAGACCCAACAUACAUACCAACAACACCGUCUGAAACACCAACAACAGAAUGGACAACCACAGAGGUUCCAACAACAGAAAUAACAGAGCCAUCUUCUACACAGGCUUCAACAACAAACAACCCAGACGCAACUGAUGUGACAACAACAGUGACCACUGAUUAUCCGACAACGGAAGAGUAUGAUCCAUGUCCAUUAGGCACUUAUGGCAAUGUGCCCCAUCCAGAACUUUGCAAUGCUUUCUAUCUGUGUGUCAGUGGGGUAGCUGUACAACUUUUGUGUCCAAAUGGUCAUGAAUUUGAUAGAGAAACUAAGGUCUGCGUCCCAAUAGCCCCAGGCGGUUGCACCUUAGGACCUAUAACUACUACAACCGAUGCAACAGACACGACAUCAGAUGCACAUAUAACAACCCCUGGUAUCCCCACUACCACGGUCUCUGAAACUGAGGAGAUUUGCGCAGAAGGCGUUUGGGGUAACAUUCCUCAUCCGACCCGUUGUGAUUCGUUUUAUAUGUGUGCUGCGGGCAAUGCUAUACAGUUGUAUUGUAGUGAAGGUUUUGAAUUCGAUCCGGAAGUUAGGCAAUGCGUCCUCAUCGCCGAAGGAGGCUGUACCAUGGGAUCUACAACAACGACCCCCGUUCCCACUACCCAGGACCCCGUCAGUGCUCUCUGCCCUAUCGGCUCCUGGGGCAAUGUACCCCACCCUGAGCUGUGCAACUCCUUCUAUCUGUGCACUGGGGGUCAAGCCAUACAGUUGUUCUGUAGCGAUGGCUUUGAGUUCGAUCCUGAGUUACGGACUUGCGUCCUAAUAGCCGAAGGGGGUUGCACUUAUGGCUUGAGCACAACUUCAUCAGGAACAGAAACGACUUCCGAAGGCUUCCAAUCGACUACGACUAACGUGCAGACGACUACGGACAGCGAGACACCGACUUCUAUACCAACGACUUCAGAGUCGCCGACUUCAGAGCCAACGACUACGGAAGCUUAUGAUCCAUGUCCUAUAGGAGUAAUAGGCAAUGUUCCUCAUCCGACACAGUGUAAUUUGUAUUAUAUGUGUAUGAAUGGAGUUUCUAUGGAACUCAGUUGUCCUGAAGGAUUUGAAUUUGAUGAUAUAAGCAAGGGUUGUAUCGAAAUAGCCCCCGGUGGCUGCACCCUCGGAUCUGGCACUACGAUUGGUAACACUGAAACAACUUCAGAAUCCUCAUCAACAACGUCAGAAAGUUCUGAAGUUACAUCAACACCUACACAGAAUACUGAGACAACGACUUCGGCAUACGAUACCACUACAAUAGCAGGUUCUUCAACAACGUCUGACAAUUCUGAGGAGACUACUGAAUCUUCAUCAACAACACAAAAUGUUGACACAACAACUUCAGACAAUGUUGGAACAACUACGUUAGCUUCAACAACAUCUGAAGAUUCUGAAAUCACUACAAUUGCUUCAUCAACAACUACAGAAAGUUCUGAUACGACCUCAGAACCUUCAUCAACAACACAAAAUGUCGAUACAACAACUACAGACAUUGUUGGCACAACGACAGAAGGUUCACUAACGACAUCAGAAAGUUCUGACACAACAACAGAACUUUCAUCGACAACUUCACAAAUUGUUGAGACGACAACGUCAGACAAUUUAGACACAACUACAGAAACUUUAUCAACGUCAGAAAGUUCUGACACAACAACAGAACUUUCAUCAACGACAUCACCAAGUGUUGGCACAACUACAGAAGCUUCAUCAACAACUUCAGAAGGUUCUGACACAACAACAGACCUUUCAUCAACAACACAAAAUGUUGACACAACAACAUCAGAAAGUGUUGGCACAACAACAACAUCAGACAAUUCUGAUUCAACAGAGCCUUCAUCAACAACUUCUGACACAUCAGACACUACAACAUCUACAACAACAGUUGUUGAUGACAUAGAAACAACAACAGAACCUUACGACCCUUGUCCUAUAGGGGUAUUUGGUAACGUCCCACAUCCGACGGAGUGUACUUUAUAUUACAUGUGUCUGAAUGGCGUUCCUGUACAGUUAACUUGUCCGAGUGGAUUUGAGUUCGAUCCUACAAGCAGGACAUGCGUAGCCAUAGCUGAAGGUGGAUGCACCCUAGGAACCAUCACCACAACUCCUGGCUUGGAAGUCAAGGACCCAGAAGACACGACUCCCGAUCACCCCGUCUCCGUAGACCCCACGGAUAUAACUACAGUAGUGACGGAAGCGCCAUUCGUUUGUCCUGCAGGGGUGUUCGGCAAUGUGGCACAUCCAGAAAUUUGUGAUGCUUUCUAUGUAUGUACGGGUAGUUCUGUGAUACAGUUAUACUGCAGUGCUGGGUUUGAAUUUGAUCCGGAGACUAGUGUCUGCGUCCCAAUAGCUGAAGGUGGUUGUACCCUCGGCUCUGGUACCACCACGACUCUCGCUCCCACUACCACCACGGAAGCACCACUAUGCCCCAUAGGACAAUGGGGGAAUAUACCCCACCCGGAGCUGUGUAACUCAUUCUAUACGUGUGUUGGGGGAACUGCUAUUCAAUUGUUCUGCAGUGAUGGAUUUGAAUAUGAUCCGGAGUUGAGGACUUGUGUAGCCAUAGCUGAAGGAGGAUGUACACUUGGAUCACAAACAACACCAUCUACUGAAACAACAACAACUGCUGUAACAACAGAAAGUUCAGAAACAUCAACAGACAGUGAUCAAGUUUCUGAUGAAGAAUCUGACGAUCUGACCCCUGGUGACGCAGUAACCACUCAACGUCCUGACAAUUCUAAAGAGGAUUCUGAUGAAAUAACAACUACUACAGAAGCGGCGACUACUGAAUCAGGGACUACUGAAUCAUCAACUACUGAAUCAGUUAAUGAAACAACUAUAUUUGACUACGAUUCAAUUAAUGUGACUGAAUCGUCAACUACCUAUUCUACUGAAAGCACUACCUCAUAUGUAACAACGGAGUCAUCAACAACUGUUGAUGAUUUGACUACAGAAGCUGAUCUAACAACUGCUGCAUCUACAGAAUAUCCUGAAUCAACGACUGACAGUACAACUGAUUACAGUUCUACAUCUACUACGCUAGAUUAUACAGAUACUACAUUAGAUUACACAGAUACUACAGAAGAAUACAAUACUACUACAGAAGAUUACACUAGUACUACAGAAGAGUACAAUUCUACUACAGAAUCAUCUACAGGAACAGAUGCAACGACAACAACAGAAGCUUCAGAUGCAACAACCGUCGCACCUAUAUGUCCCAUGGGUGUGUUCGGUAAUGUACCGAAUCCAGAGAGAUGUGAUGGGUACUACAUGUGUAGUGGAGGUCUUGCUAUACCGUUGUUCUGUCCUGAAGGAUUUGAAUAUGACCCUGAAGCUAGGACCUGUGUAUUAAUAGCUGAAGGUGGUUGUACUCUUGGACCAAGCACGGAAACAAACACCGAUAUACCUAGUACGACCGAAGAAACGACUUCGUCACCAGUAGAAACAACUUCGGUCCCAGUAGAAACGACUUCGCAAAGUGUAGAAACAACUUCGGAAAGUGUAGAAACUACUACAGCGGCGCCAAUCUGUCCUGUUGGUGUGUUCGGAAACGUGCCUCAUCCAGAUAGAUGCGAUGCCUUCUACACUUGUGCAGGUGGAAAUGCAAUACUCUUGGUCUGCAGUCAAGGUCAUGAAUUUGACCCUGAGACUAGGACUUGCGUUGUAAUUGCCGAAGGAGGAUGCACACUUGGGUCAGGUACCACGCAAGCUGACACAACUUCAAAGCCAAGCUCAACCACGGAAGCAAGCGAGACGACUCCCACUUCGUCCCCAGUAGAAACGACUUCGGAAAAUGUACAGACAACUACGAACAGUGUAGAAACAACUACAAACAAUGUACAGACUACUACACAAAAUGAGGAACCUUUGUGUCCACCUAACUUCUGGGGCAAUGUGGCCCAUCCGGAGAUUUGCUCUUCCUUCUAUUUGUGCACCAAUGGCAUGGCUAUACAGUUGCACUGUAGUUCUGGGUUCGAGUUCGAUCCCGUUGCAAGGGAAUGCGUCGCAAUAGCGGAAGGCGGUUGCACCCUUGGUUCAGCCACAGAAACCACUUCCCACCAACCGACAGCAACUUCGGAAUAUAUUCCUACAACUUCGGAAUAUGUUCCCACAACUACGGAAGAUGGGGCUACACCGCCCCCACUAUGUCCUGUAGACUACUGGGGCAAUGUGGCACACCCAGACAUCUGCUCGUCUUUCUAUCUGUGCACUAAUGGCAUAGCUAUACAGUUGCAUUGUAGCUCUGGAUUUGAGUUUGAUCCUGUGUCUAAGUCCUGCGUUGAAAUCGCACCAGGAGGCUGUACCCUCGGCAACGUACCAACCCCAACGGGAACCGAACCUACAGCCACCCCAGCGCCUACCACCACCACGACUGCUAAACCCACGACAGAAUACAUAAAGACUACCACCACCUUCCUGUGUCCUUCAGAGUUUAUUGGUAACUUGCCUGACCCUGAAAACUGUAACAGUUUCUACAGUUGUAUUGAUGGGGUCCCAGUGAAGUUAUACUGUGCUGAAGGAUAUGAAUUUGAUGCUGAAAAACUUACUUGUGUAGUAAUUGCUGAAGGAGGCUGUACUCUUGGGAAUUCACAAACUCCACCUUCAGACGAAAACGUUCAAACAACAGUUUCUGAUUCAACAACAACAAACCUACCAACAACACUGCCUUCAGAACCAACAACAGGUGUUGAUGAGAAUGAAACACCAGCACCAGCUGAUUCAGAAGAGGUCACUUUUGAACCUACAACUGAAGAUAUAGAGACGGAAACUACUUUAAAACCAACCACUAUUGAAGUACCAGUUUCUACAGUACCAACAACUGUUACUCAAGGUCCUACAUCAUCUGAAGCAGUUGGUACGACUUCAGAAGAACCUAUAACUACUACAACUUCGGAAGUUCCUACUACGACUUCUGAAGCGACUAGUACAACUCCAGAAGUCACCACCACUCCGGUAGCCAUUACUACCACUCCAGAAGCAGUUACUACUACUCCGGGCGCCAUUACUACAACUCCAGACGUAAUUACUACCACUCCAGAACAGACUACUACAACUCCGGAAGCUAUUACUACCACUCCGCAAGCCACUACUAUAACUCCGCAACUAACUACAACUACGGAACAAGUAGAAACGACUACAGCAAGAGUAAUAUGUCCUCCUGGAGUAUUCGGUACAGUACCAGACCCUGACAGAUGUGAUGCCUUCUAUAGAUGCAUGGGGGCAAUACCACCGUUGCAUCUAACAUGUUCUGCUGGAUUUGAAUAUGACCAUUCCGUUAUGAACUGUGUGGCAAUAGCCGAAGGAGGUUGUACACUUGGAAAUGGUUCUCAAGAUGUAACCACUACAUCGAUUCCGACUACUGUAGCUCCAGAAGUUACUACAACUUCCGAACAAACAACUGCACCAUCGGAGCCAACUACAGUAUCGGAAUUAACAACUUUGACUCCGGAAGAUUCAACUUCAAAUGAGAAUCCAACAACAAUCCAAGAUGAUGUCAAGACAACAUAUGAACCUACUAUUGGAGAUGCAAUACCAACAACAACGGUUAAACCAACUACAGAAGAGCAAUCUACAUCUGAAUCAAUUACUACAACAGAACUACCGACAAGUCCUACUCCGGAAGCUACUACCACUUCGGAACAGUCACCUACAUUACCAGGAUUAACAACUCUUCCUUCUGAUGAAAUAACUGCUACCGAACAAGCUCCAACGACAUUAAGUCCGACAACUGUAACCGCAGAAGUUACUACGACUUCCGAAGCAGUUACUACGACUCCCGAAGCAGCUACUACGACUCCUGAAGCAGCUACUACGACUCCGGAUAUAACUACUACUACUACGGAAGCAGUACAGACAACUACAGCCCCCGUAAUAUGUCCUCCCGGAGUAUUCGGUACUUUGCCAGACCCUGAAAGGUGUGAUAGGUUCUAUAGAUGCAUGGGGGCUGUCCCACCAUUGCAUCUGACAUGCUCAGCUGGACUAGAAUAUGACCAUUCGGCUAUGGGUUGUGUGGAAAUAGCUGAAGGUGGUUGCACGCUAGGAAAUAACCCUGGAACCAGACCAGAAGAAACAACCACAGGUGCAGCGAUAACCACGACAUCAAUCCCUACUACUCUAGAAGAUACUACAUCUCCGGAAGCCAGUACUACAACUCAAGAGGCAAUAACCACCACUCCGGAAGCAACUACUGCCCCUCCGGAAGCAAUUACCACCACUCCAGAAGCAAUUUCUACCACCCCGGAAGCAAUAACUACCACUCCGGAAACAAUCACCACCACUCCGGAAGCGAUUACUACCACUCCGGAAGCAAUCACUACCACUCCGGAAGCAACUACUACCACUCCGGAAGCAAUUACCACCACUCCGGAAACAAUAACUAUCACUCCGGAAGCAGUUACCACCACUCCGGAAUUAAUUACCACCACUCCGGAAACCGUUACCACCACUCCGGAAGCAAUUACCACCACUCCAGAAUCGAUUACUACCACUCCGGAAGCAAUUACCACCACUCCGGAAACAAUAACUACCACUCCGGAAGCAGUUACCACCACUCCGGAAUUAAUUACCACCACUCCGGAAGCCGUUACCACCACUCCGGAAGCAAUUACCACCACUCCAGAAUCGAUUACUACCACUCCGGUAGCAGUUACUACUCCGCAACCGGUUACUACAACUACGGAAGCAGUAGAAACAACUACAGCCCCCGUAAUAUGUCCUCCCGGAGUAUUCGGUACUUUGCCAGACCCUGAGAGGUGUGAUAGGUUCUAUAGAUGCAUGGGGGCUGUCCCACCAUUGCAUCUGACAUGCUCAGCUGGAUUAGAAUAUGACCAUUCGGCCAUGGGUUGUGUGGAAAUAGCUGAAGGUGGUUGCACACUAGGAAAUAACGGUGAAAACAGACCAGACGAAACAACCACAACUCCGGAAUUAGCUACCACAACUCCGGAAGCAACCACUAACACUCCGGAACUAACUACUACCACUCCGGAACUAACUACCACAACACCGGAACUAACUACUACCACUCCGGAACUAACUACCACAACUCCGGAACUAACUACUACCACUCUGGAACUAACUACCACAACUCCGGAAUUAACUACCACAACUCCGGAGCUAACUACCACAACUCCGGAAUUAACCACCACAACUCCGGAGCUAACUACCACCACUCCGGAAUUAACCACCACAACUCCGGAAUUAACUUCCACAACUCCGGAAUUAACUACAACUCCGGAAACGACUACAACUACGACUACAGCUCCACAAUUAUGUCCUCCCGGUGUAUUCGGGACUGUCCCGGACCCUGAAAGAUGCGAUGCCUUCUAUAGAUGCAUGGGAGCGGUGCCGCCGUUGCAUCUAACUUGUCCAACUGGUUUUGAGUACGAUCCGUCAGUGCAGAAUAAUUGCGUCCUCAUAGCCGAAGGGGGUUGUACUCUUCGCAAAUCUGCUCAAGCAUCGUCAUUUCUCAAUCAAAAUGGGACUUCGGAAACCCUGAAUGCUCAAGACAUUGAUGUAGAAGAGUCUACUAAACUCUUGGCGGAUAUAAUGUGUCCUGUAGGUACUUAUGGCAAUGUGAAGGACCCGGCUGGAUGUGAAUCGUACUAUUUCUGUGGAGGCGAUACUGUUAUGAAAAUGUAUUGCAGCCAAGGAUUUGAGUUUGAUGAUAUUACGAAGUCUUGCUCUCCAAUGUCACAAAGCUGCACGGCAAAAUUAAAAGGAAAACUGGUCUGAUUGCUAAACACUUUGACAGCUGAACAAAAUGGAUAACGGCGUACUUUGACAUUUUGCUGAACAAUCUCUUAUAAAAUAAUUUCACAUACAUUUUCCUAAUUUACGCGGCUUCUAAAAGUUCUAGAGAUAUGUUAAAUAACUUAAAAUCUUCCUCAAGAAUUGGACUUUUUAAUGUUGAAAGAAUUUUUCUUAUCUGACUUGUAGUUUCGGAGUUACACGCGUUGAAAUAAACAUGCAAGUUUUUAAGUUGUCAGAGUCUAUGACAAAAUUGUUGUAUGUGCCAAAAAACUAAUAAUAAAUAACUUAAGUAUAUUGAUUUUAAUUAAAUUAUUUUGUAAUAGAUUGUUCAAUAAAUAAAUAAUUGUUUGUAUAUAAAUAAAUGCAUUACUUAGUAAUGAAACUUUGAGAUCUACAACUUAUAGUGAUUGAUAAUAUUGAUUGAUAGAUUGAGAUGGAGUGAGAAAUCUGCUAGAAGAAAUAAAUAGACAGAAAUAUGAGAUUAUUUAAGUGAAGAUGAUAUAGAAUUUUUCAAUGCAAUUUUUCUAGUAGGGCAGUUCACAUUUUUGAUUUUUGGGGUUAUAUAUUUUUUUCAAAAUGUGAACAUAAGUCCCAAGAUUGCUCGAUUCAUCAGAUGUAAUCAAUCAAUUUCUAUCAAUCAAUCAAUCAAUAAAAAGAAUCUGAUUUUCAAAUAUUUAUUUUUAUUUUACAUAUAUUUUUGAAAUUAAUAUUUGAAAUAACUUUCGCACUGUGACCAAUGUAUUUUGUAUAGAAAUAGGAUUAAUAAUUAUUUAUUGUAUUUUUAAUAUUUUUAAGGAAGAAUUUGUAUUAAAAGUAAACCAAAGGUCCACCAAAAAAUAAAUGAAGGUGCGAAAAAAUAGUUGUAAAUAAAAAGUUUCAUGUUUUAA